Molecule: messenger RNA, 564 nt
Organism: Pseudogymnoascus destructans
Lineage: Eukaryota; Fungi; Ascomycota; Leotiomycetes; Thelebolales; Thelebolaceae
Exons: 2
Coding region: 1-564 (187 amino acids)
Biological process (GO): protein phosphorylation
Molecular function (GO): ATP binding; protein kinase activity
Source: RefSeq, a predicted model, not a curated record
AUGCUCCGUAGCGACGACUCGACGCACCUAGGGCAGCGGUUCAUUCCACGUUUACUCGACGAGUUUUCAUUCGAUGGCCCUAACGGGCAUCACGUUUGCCUCGUACAUACUGAGACUGCAAGGUCCAUCGCCGCUCAGCUCAUCAUGGGGGUUUCCUAUCUGCACUCCCGUGGAUUAUGUCGUGGUGAUCUACACACGCGAAACUUCCUCCUAUGCGGUCCAGAUUUAGACUGUCUCAGUCACAACGAGCUCUACAAUCGUUACCGCCUAGACAAGGCUCCCGUCAUGAGGGUUGAUGGCGCGGCAGUUGAACCUCACGCACCGCCAUAUGCUGUUUACCCAAUGCACAUCAAGAUGCCGGCAGUUACGAUAUCCGGCUAUGGGACCUCAUUCGUGGUUGCAAUCAAGCUAUCCCCCAAGCUUCAUACACCUGCUCUCUACCUUCCCCCCGAAGACUUCUUCAACGACCCCAUCACUCAAGCUGCCGACAUCUGGACACUCGCCGUCAAUCUCUACGAAGUCCUGCUCUCUUGGAAACAUUUGGCUGGGACCGAGAUGAUAUAA